AAGACAUCAAGUAUGGGAUAUAUCGAUGUAUCCUAUGUUACAUUCUUCGUAUUUUACGUGCACGAUCACACGUAUAUAUAAUGACAUCAUCAAUAUACACGACAUGUUAAGAGAGUGUGAUUUCAAUCGCAGGUAAUAACAAGUAGCUAGCAAGUGUUUAGAGAUGUCAACAAGAAAAAAAGAGGAUGUUUCUAGUGUGAGGGAGAAGAGGGGCUCUUCUCCCUCACCCUCUCAUCUCAAAUCAAGCCCCAAACCUUCCAAAACCGUCUCCACUUCUAGAAGCCUCGGCUCCUCCCCGUCAUCGGAGAAAGCCACCCCCAACUACCUCAGGCCGACGCUGUCGUCGUCGCACUCGUCCGGGGACACCGCCAAGCUACAAGGCAGGAGGCUCGUGUCGAACACCGACAGCGCCCUCAAGCCGAACCUAGCCCGGAGGAGGUCCUUCGACAAGCCCCCCUCCCCGACGCGGACGCUGAAAACGCGGGGCGUCUCGCCCACCCCGACGUUCCGUUCCUCCUCGUUCUCCGGGAAGACCGGAGCCGGUAGGGCCGUGACUUCGCCCAAGAGCGACCGAGGCGCGAAAGGGACGAGGGAUGCCGGGAAACAGCAUUUGUAUGCUAGGGCUGUGGGCACCCUAACCAAGAGCGCCACCAUUGCUAGUAAAAGUAGUAAAAGCAAGAAAGCUCAAACUGCUUCUUCAAGAAAGGAAGAUCAUCCCUCGGAUCAUCUAGAACCUUCCGUUGCUGAAGAUGAAGAAGAUUCAGUGGUGGCAGAUCAAGAACUGGACAGCAGCAAUGAGCAAACCACCCAAGCAGACACAGAUGAGGAUGAUACACUUGAAGAUGGAAGUCACAAGGCUGAUGCUGAUGCUGAUGCUGAUGUUGACGACGCUGCUGAGGUUGAAUCGCCCCCUACGGUCUUAGAACAGCGCGACGCAAGCAUUGGGGAGGCCGAAAGUCCAAAGAUGAUUUGUGAAGAAAGUGAUGGCAAUGUGUCCAAGAUUGAGUCUCCUACAGCUUUAGGACAAGAUGAUGCUGAUAAGGUUGAAUCUCCGACGGUUGCAGAGAAAGAGGAGAUAAGCAAGAACGAAGUGGAGAGCGCUAAUCCUGAUCAAGGCGAAGAAGCAGAGGAAAUGGAUACGAAACCUGAAGGCGAGGUGCAGGAAGGAGAGGUUGAGGAAGACGCGCCAAGGCUGUCUCACGGGAAGAAGGACGCGGCCCUCUCCAACAACGUGAUCGAAGAGAUGACACGAGAGCAGAGGCGAAACAAGGUGAGAGCGCUGGCCGGAGCGUUUGAAACUGUCAUAUCAUUGCAGGAGCAUAACAAGAGAAGUGAAGCAAAGCAAAGCAAUGAUUGAGUUAAAUAUGGAUUGCUCAUCAGUUGAUGUAUGUGCUUUUGUUUUUGUAACGUUUUCCAGUUAGCACCAGUUGAUCUCUGUACAACAAAACCACUGGUAAAUUUUGGAGGAGCUUUUUGUGUUUGAUUCGUAAUGCAUAAUGUUCAUAUUAUCAUGGAUGUUAAACUUUAUAGUAAUUCUAAACAACUCAUAGUUGCAAUCUAAAUUUUUUAUUAUAGAUGAUGUUACUUGUUAUGAACUAGUCUCAAAAAACUUUUAUCCACUAGAAAUUCCCAAUUACACUCUUGAAUUUUCAAAUCGUGAUUAUUGUCAAACACAAGAAUACAAGUAGGAAUUAAAUUUGGAAGAACAGAGUUUCUUUUAGAUGUUUUCGGAAAGUGCUUUCUAUUUUCAGUAUUUUUGGAGAAAUUUGGAUCAUCAUCGUAAAUAACCCAAGCUAUAAUUUUUUUUUCUUCUUUUCAUUAAUUCGGAGUAUAUAUAUAUAGUAUUAAAAUUUGAAUGAGUGGAUCAAUUGAUUUUCUUAAGGGGAAAGGAAGGUGUAGAAGCAAAAUCAGUUUUUCAUACGCGGAGGGAGAGUCGAACAAAAACGUCAAAGCGUGUGCAGAUAUAUUCAAAUUCAAUUAUUGAAUUUGGCUUCAAAUUUGGAAUUCACAUUUCCCCUUUUUUCUAGCUUAUUCCAGAAGCAGAAUCCCUCUUUUCCCCUCACUCUAUAUAAAUUACAAACCGCGAUUAUCCUCCUCAACAAUAUUCCGAUCUCCUACACAAAAUCAAUCGCGAAGGAAGCAAACCCUAAAUCAGUAGAGAGAGAGAGAGAGAGAGAGAUGUGCUUGGUGUUCGUGUGCGACGAAGACGAGAGGGUGAUUGGGCGGCAGGCGGCGCCCGGCGCGUGCCCCUACUGCGGCGGAAUGGUGCAGGCGUUGGACGUGCAGAGCAACUGGAGAUUCUGCUUCGUGCCGCUCUAUUUCAAAACUAAGCGCAAGCUCUAUUGCUCCAUCUGUUCAAGGCGCUUGGUCGUCCAAUAAUCUAUUUCCAGAUUAUUUUUCCUUUUUCUUUUUCUUUUUUUGGGGGGGUUUUCGUGUUUUGUUAAUUAUUCUGCUGCUGGGUUUCUUUUGGAGCUGGCUAUUUUUGGGGAAGUUAGGUUUGUAUAUAUAUAAUGUAUGGAUAGUAUAAUAUAAUCAAUCAAUCCGCGAUGUAUUAUGAAACUGAAAUAACGUUAUUGUUUUUUAUUUA
Messenger RNA from Salvia miltiorrhiza (redroot sage), 2587 nucleotides. RefSeq lists its product as uncharacterized. The coding region runs from base 2179 to 2379 and encodes 66 amino acids. The record is from RefSeq and is a predicted model, not a curated record. NCBI's taxonomy places the organism in Eukaryota, Viridiplantae, Streptophyta, Magnoliopsida, Lamiales, Lamiaceae. The transcript has a single exon.